AUGGCAGCCAAAGAGUACCAUGACGCCAUCCGCAGACAGAAGAGUUCGCAUUGGCACGACUUCCUGGCCGAUGACGCUAACAUCUGGCAAGCAACGAAGUACCUGCAAACCGGCAGCGGCACGAUGGGCGAUAAGAUACCCCCGCUCGUCCGACCCGAUGGCUCCAUCACGGAGGGUAAAGCAGAACAAGCGCAGGAGUUACUCACCGCCUUCUUCCCACCUUUGCCAGCGAGAAUCGAAGACGAGGGCCAACGACCUCAACGGGCGCCGGUACACAUGCCAGACCUAACAAUGGAGGAGAUAGAACAAAAGGUCCUGUCCGCUAAGCCAUGGAAGGCGCCCGGGGAAGACGGUCUACCGGCAAUGGUAUGGAGACAGCUCUGGCCAGUGGUCAAAGACAGGGUGCUCCAUUUAUUCCGGACGUCGCUUCGAGACGGCGACAUCCCCAGCCAGUGGAAGAAUGCCAAGAUCAUCCCAUUGAAGAAGCCAGGGAAGAGCGAUUACACUCUAGCCAAGUCCUGGAGACCCAUCUCGCUGCUCUCCACGCUAGCCAGGAAGAGACGCUCGACCGAACAGGCUCUCCUUCUGCUUCAGGAACACAUCUACAAAGCAUGGAGAGCUAGGAAAGUGCUCAGUCUGGUCAGCUUCGAUGUCAAGGGCGCAUACAAUGGGGUCUUCAAAGACAGGCUUCUCCAGAGGCUCAAGGCAAGAGGGAUACCUGAACACCUGGUCAAGUGGAUCGACGCCUUCUGCUCCAAGCGCACAGCGACCAUUGCCUGCAGCACAAGAUCGACGCGAACGGAGGCUGCAAUUGCCUUCGUGGACGACUACACUGCCUGGGUAACGGGCCCGUCAGCGGAGUCGAACCGCACUGGAAUCCAAGCUAUCAUCGACAAAGCCCUUAACUGGGAGAAACGGAGCGGUGCGCAGUUUGAAGGCGAAAAGACAGCCAUCAUACACUUCACGAGGAACAUGGAGCGAUUUUCAGAACAACCGUUCUCGGUCAAAGGCGAAGUGGUCAAACCGAAGGAAAGUGCGAAAAUCCUAGGUGUCGUGAUGGAUCGCGAAGUCCGCUACAAGCAGCACAUUGCUAGGACGGCAGCUAAGGGCCUCGCAGCCGCUCUGGCCCUGAAGAGGCUGAAGAUGCUUUCCCCGCGGACAGCGAGGCAGCUAUUUGUUGCGACAGUAGCCCCGGUCAUGGACUACGCUGCCAAUGUCUGGAUGCAUGCGUGCGGGGAAAAGGCACUGAGCUGGCUGAACAGGGCGCAGAAGAUCGGGGCCCUGGCCAUCACGGGAGCCUUUCGAACCGCGGCAACAGCCGUGGUGGAAGCUGAAGCGAGCAUCUACCCCGUACGAGAACGACACGCCCAGGCAGCAGCCAGUCUGUGGAUCAACAUCCACACGCUGCCCGGAACGCAUCCCCUUGCGAUGAAGAAAGUCCGGACCACCGUACGAUUCGUAUCUCCGCUGCAGAAAAUUGCCCGCGUGGCCGAAGGAGUACGAGUUGACCGGAUGGAGACAAUCCAGGAAUACGCCGUCCCGCCCUGGGUACCUCGCCUACGACCGACGCUCGAAGCCGAUCGAGGGAAGGCGGCCGAGAUGGUCAACAAAAUUUCGGGAAUCGUGGCCGCAACCAGCUCAUCCGUAAAGAAGGGACUUGGGCCAGGCUGCACCGACAAAGAGGGAACUCGGUCAACUUUCUGUGGAUACCAGCGGAGAUUGACUUCGCGCUGGGGUCAGAUGCCAAGGCAGCAGCCCAGAGAGCGUCGAAGCAAGGACGCACACCCGACUCCCAAAUACCCCAGGCCAAGUCUACCGCGAUGA
Molecule: messenger RNA, 1824 nt
Organism: Chaetomium globosum CBS 148.51
Lineage: Eukaryota; Fungi; Ascomycota; Sordariomycetes; Sordariales; Chaetomiaceae
Exons: 3
Coding region: 1-1824 (607 amino acids)
Source: RefSeq, a predicted model, not a curated record